Drosophila melanogaster (fruit fly) is the source of this 1307-nucleotide messenger RNA. RefSeq lists its product as uncharacterized. The record is from RefSeq and is marked reviewed. The transcript has a single exon. NCBI's taxonomy places the organism in Eukaryota, Metazoa, Arthropoda, Insecta, Diptera, Drosophilidae. The coding region runs from base 399 to 947 and encodes 182 amino acids.
UUUCUAGAUGAUUAGUUACUCUGCUCCUUUAAACAAUUACUUUCACUCCCAUUCACCGCAGAUAUUAGAGUAAGUUUGCAACGCUUUGCUAAAGAAUCUUAAUGCUAACUUCCUAAAUGAUUAUUAGAGCAUAUUAAUAGAUAGUUAUAAGAUAGUUAAAAAGAUUAAAAAGAUUUAUUACUGGCAAGAUUACCCCAAUAAAACGUGAACAAAACAACCGCAUUCGAUAAAAACAAAACAAUUUCGACAAACAAGAGAACAGAUGGCGUUCCCAAAAAUAUGGUAGUAAAUGCGACCAAUCCAAGCUGCUAUUUAUACUCGGCCAGUCCAGCGGAAAAGUAUCAAUCAACCGGCAACAGUUGACAGCAGCAAAGAUCUCCAGAUCCACCAGAGAAAUCAUGAGCAAGUUCACCAUUUGCCUUCUCCUCGUCGUCCUGGCCAUCGUGGCCAUCCAGGCUGAUGGCGAUCGGCGUCCGUGUGUGGGUCGCUGCACCGGUCUGUCCAGCGGCCAGAGUGUGUGCAUCCGCAACAAGGUGACCAAUGUGUGCACCCGCCUGCCGGCCUGUCGUCUGCGGGAGAAGAAUUGCCGCCGUCGGGACAAUGGACUCGAACCCAUUCGGGAGACAUGCAUCACCCGCUGUCGCAACAUUCCCGGCACCAGCGGCGUGGGCCAGUGCGCCAUCAGGCUGCGUCCUCGUCCCCAGUCCGAUGGCAAGCGCAUCAAGGAGUGCCAGAGGAGGAUCUGCCUUGACGACAAGCUGGCCAGCUGCUGGAGGGACCAGCAGGGCGCUUGCAUCCUGCAGACCCGCUGCGAGGCCCAGAGGAGGAACUGCGUCCGGAAUCCGCUUAACCAGUGGGUGAGGGCCAGCCAGUGGAGCUGCCAGGGCAAUGUUGUGGGCGGUGGCAUCCGACGCUGCCGCACCAGGCCCAUCAUCAUCAAGGACUAAGAGUUCUGGCGAGGAAGCCCCCAUACGCGGAUCCCAACUUGAAUCCUGGCACUGACCUCCUUUCGCAUACAGUUUUUUUUUGUCCAACUUCUUUAAAUUUUUUUGCCUAUGUUAGUCCCGUACAAAUAUAAAUAAUUCAAUCACAUUUAAAUCGUUGCUAUUUUGCUUUACUGCUUCGCAUUUUCUUGGUCGCCGACCAGUGAAAAACCAAAAGUCCCUUUUCCUACUUUUCGUCAAGAAAAUAAUCUGUUUUUGGGCCAUAACAAUGGAAUGGAAUGCUCAAAUGUGGAAUGCCAUAUCUCGUUGAGCUCGUAAUUAAAUUUCCAAUCGAACUGUGUCCAAAAAUGGGAAUUCUAUUUU